UGGCGUGCAUGGCUCCUGGCACGCCGAGGGCUCCACGCGGACCCGAAGAGACGUCGCGGAUCUCCCGCAACUGGCAGUCCCCCGUCCUGGUUCCCUGCGCGCAUCGAUGGCGCCUUGCCUUGCGCUUUCAUGCUGGCCCAAGUCGUCGCGCGCGCGAUACUUAUUCAUAUUGGUCACGACCUGUUUGCUUAUACGCCCGUAACAGCCAAUAUAUGCGACCGUUUCGGACAUCGUCGUUUACUCUCCGCGCGGCAUGACCCGCACUGCGAUCGCCGUCGCGGAGAAGUUCAAGCAAGCGGUUGAGAUCAAGCUCGAGGAGCGCCGCGCGCGCUGCCCAAACCCCGACGCGCUCGUUGUGUACAAUGUCUUUGUGCUUGACGCAUCGGCGUCGGAGAUGGCAGAGAAACUCCCCCACCUCGUUGUUCGCACUGAGGAUGCCGCAUCUUCUGGCGCUCACACAGAUGGUACGGAUGCGCACACCCUUGGUGAGAGUGACGACGCCACCCGCCUCCUCCGCGCGACCACCAUAGACUUUGCGCAGCGAGAGAAGGACGAGAUGCGCGAUCUCACUCAGGCGUCUGAGAUUUUGUCGUUCGUAGACCCCGAGUCCGGCCCCGAUCCUGACGUUCUUGCGGGCUCGAACACUGCGACUCACUGGGAGCCCUCUGUGGGCCAGAUCUUUCUGGGCAACUCCAACGACGUUCCUCUUCCCCCAGACCGUCGCAUUCGCAUGCGCACUCUGCGCGGCGAUGAGGACGACGAAGACACGUUUGACUGGCGGACGAAUGACCCCAGUAAUGGCUACGGCUAUGAUCUCUGCAUCGAGUGCCAUGACUAUGCGCCUUUCCCUACAUCCGCACAUCUACGUGCGGCUGAGGAGCACCUGCGUGUUUUGGAGAAGCGUUGGGUAGAGCGCUGCGUCGCCGAGGCGGACGGCGCCGAUCCGAAGGAACCCCUCCCACCACGCCCACCGCCAAGUGCUUCCUACGUUGUCCAUCUUCCAUUCCCCAGCUCCCCAGCAUCCUCUGUCGUCACCGUGAACACGCUCCUCCCCUUCAUCUCCUUCCUCGAACGACUACUUCAGCCCUUAACAGGCGCGCCGCUCACGUACGGCGUUGCAACAGAGCAGUUAUCACCAUCUCGCUCGCAGCACUCAUACGAUGGGCAUAGCAGGCGGAAUACGAGCGCUGGGUUCAUGCCCAGCUCCCUUCCUCCCCCAAGCUCAUUCCCAACAUCGUUCUUCCCCUCAUCGCCAUCCACACCAGGUGCAUCCUACACUCGCACACGGUCGACCUCAGCCACCUUCCUUCCAGCCACCUCGCCAUCAACUCCCGUUGCCAACGGUUCAGCAUCCGCUUCUCCGGCUCCCUUGCGCACACGUCCCGUGAAGAUCCUCAUCUACUCCGCGGACGGAUACACGGAAUCGUCGGUCCUCGCUCUGUGCAUUCUGAUGGCUAUGCGUGGGAUCUCGCUCCCCGAGGCCUAUCUGACCCUCCAGGUCGAGAAGCGUCGGAGCUUCUUCGUCUACCAGAGCGAUCUCGGCGUACUGAGACGUGUCGAGGCGCGUCUGGAGAAGGACAGGACGGCCCAGAGCCAGAACCCGGCUACCGCGUCGUCAUCGACUGCACUGCAACGACAAGUUCCGAGCCAGGGCGAAGGCGACAACGCAUCGGAAGCUCAGAGUCCGCAGGGCUGGGUGCGGUCUCUUGGCCGCGCAGCAGCGAAGUCCGUGUCCUUCACGGCUCCUGCCACGGACGACCCGGCGCACGCAUCGGCAGCCGUGAGUGCGCUCGCCGCAGUCCAUCCGACGCGGACACGUUCCGAGUCGGAAGCAGACGCUGGGAUGCAGACGCCAACGCCCGGGCGACCGCGUGCACACACCAUGCCACCGUCACGGGUACCUCCAUGGAGGGACCACCAGGCGUGGUUCAACGACGCGAGGUUUGACGGGAGCUUCCCAAGUCGAGUUCUCCCGUUCCUGUACCUCGGCAAUUUGAACCAUGCUUCCAAUGCGUUCAUGCUCCAUGCCCUCGGAAUUACGCAUGUCGUAUCCGUGGGCGAGUGUGCCCUCGUUCCUCCACCGCACCUCGACGCUGCGAACGCCGCCGCGGGCACGAUGGCGUGCUCUCUCCCCAACUCUGGCGCCCACUUCGUUCCUGGCAAGGGUCCUGGAGGACAGGGGUCGCUGUGGAUCGAGGAACGCGAGGGCCGCAUCAAGGUGCUUGACAUCAAGGGUGUCUGCGACGACGGGAUCGACACGCUCGAGCCACAGCUGCAGCCGAUCUGCGACUGGAUCGACAAGGCGCGCGAGGAGGGCGGGAAGGUGCUCGUGCACUGCCGUGUGGGCGUGUCACGCAGCGCGACGGUGGUCAUCGCAUACGUGAUGAAGCACCUCUCCCUCCCGCUCGUUGACGCCUACCUCAUCGUGCGCUCGCGGCGGCUCUCGGUUCUCAUUCAGCCCAACAUGCGCCUGCUGUACAACCUCCUCGGAUGGGAGGUGAAGCUCGCGCGGGAACGCACCGACGCCGCGCUGCCCGAAGACAAGUGCGCGGGUAUGAGCGAUCAGGAGAAGCAGGAGAAGCGGAAGACGCGGCUGCGGUGCGAGCUCGCGCGCGCGCUGAACUGGCCGUACCUCGCCAAGGAGGUGCACGCACUCAACGAGAAAUACCUCCACUAGACGGGUCUGUGGCGCUGGGUGUGCGUUGUCGCGCGCGGACUCAUGUGUUGAGUCUUCGCGCCCCACUUUUCCUUUCUAUAGGACCGCUGUUCCUUACCCCCACCCCAUCUUGCGCCCUAUGCUCUUCUUCCAUUCCAUUUCGUUCCACCCCUCCCGUACUCAGGCACCUAUGACCCGCGCUCGCCCCCAACCACAACACAUGUACGACCACGUUGUAAUCAUUGUACAUUCUUGUAGCAUCCCUCUUCCGCGCGCCCUUCUCGUGUACAUGAUCGUCCCUUGGCCCCCCGUUUCGUCUCAACGUCCGGAUCGUCGCAACUCAACUCGUCUCGUCUCGUUCCGUCGUACCUCGUCUAGCAUCGUCUCUCCACCUAGUCCUAUCUCCGCUCUAGUUCGCACUGUCUGUACACGAUUAUGUAUAUGUUUCUGGAUUAAUGCCACGUUCAAUUCCUGCUGUCC
This is a messenger RNA of Trametes versicolor FP-101664 SS1, 3136 nucleotides long. RefSeq lists its product as uncharacterized. Gene Ontology annotation, biological process: protein dephosphorylation; nuclear DNA replication. The transcript is spliced from 2 exons. NCBI's taxonomy places the organism in Eukaryota, Fungi, Basidiomycota, Agaricomycetes, Polyporales, Polyporaceae. The record is from RefSeq and is a predicted model, not a curated record. The coding region runs from base 254 to 2677 and encodes 807 amino acids. Gene Ontology annotation, molecular function: protein tyrosine/serine/threonine phosphatase activity.